Protopolystoma xenopodis is the source of this 723-nucleotide messenger RNA. NCBI's taxonomy places the organism in Eukaryota, Metazoa, Platyhelminthes, Monogenea, Polystomatidea, Polystomatidae. The record is from the annotation of a GenBank genome assembly.
AUGCCGAUGGCCAAAGCCCUGGCGGCCUUGGCCCGAACAUGCUUUGUCUGUGUGCUGGCCAUUGUCUACUUUUGGAGUGUCGUUUCACCAGACAAUCAUACGCCCAAGUGGUCACCAUCUUUCAUGGGCAUCCGCGUUAGUUUAGUAAGUGGCCGUAGUUCUUAUGUGCAUGGGUUUGUGCUUAAGCACGUUUUGCCGCAAUUUUCCUUGUCCACACAUUUCCCGACUCGGUCUCGACUGGGACCUUGUCUUUACAGGUUCAAUCUUGGCAGUCCUGAUUGCCAAAACUUGUCAUCAGACCAACUCCAAUUGGGUCCCGGAGACUGUGUAGCCCAGUUGCUUAUUUCUCGGUGUCUGGUCUCGAAAGCAAUGCACGAGGAAAAGCUUGUGUGCCCAAAUUCCCCACCGUCUGGCCGAUUUAUCUGGUGGUGGUCUCGGAACGUGAUAUUUUUAACUACUCCCUAUCCCUUGGCGUCCCGCUGUCAACUGCUUCGCCAUGAGGGCUCCAUCUUUCAACUAUCUUGUGUGGCUAUCUUCAACAUUAGUUUACUCAUAAUUUCGGCCUUCCUACAACGGCAUCGUCACCACACCUUCCUCGGUCUGCUUUACCAACGUUCUUGUCUGCAUGUAUCACACCACCUUUCUCAUCACCAUCUUUAUCAUCAUCACCCUUCCCAUUUGCAUCAAACUUCUCUCAUUAUGUCUCCCGAGGCGGUUUCAUAG